Messenger RNA from Magallana angulata, 2595 nucleotides. RefSeq lists its product as uncharacterized. The transcript is spliced from 17 exons. The coding region runs from base 306 to 2576 and encodes 756 amino acids. Lineage: Eukaryota; Metazoa; Mollusca; Bivalvia; Ostreida; Ostreidae. The record is from RefSeq and is a predicted model, not a curated record.
AGGGGAUGACCUCUGACCUCCUCAAGAUUCGAGCAUGAAACUAUAUGAAUAGCAGUAUGAAUUGAUGGCAGUGGAGGAAUAUGCGCGGUUAUCAAAUUAUAGCAACUGCAGAAAGUACAUGUUUUAAUAUAAUGUACCAAACAAACACACAAUCCUGUUUGCUCUCUAAUGUCCCGCUAUGUUACCUAUAAAGUUUUUAUCUUGUCCAACCCAUUUAUCUUAAUUUGAUAAGCCGUAUCUUUAGUUUAUUGUGCAAGAACUCGGGUAUAUUAAGAAACUAGUGUAAAUGUCUUAUCAUUUUAACCAUGGGGUUUGUAUAUCAACUCUUUGCUUUUCUUGUGUGGGUGCAAUUUGUGAGGUCCCAAUACCCCGGCCUCCAGGUUUCCAUAACAACAGACGGUACAUACAGUGUCAAGGUCAAUGGUAGACAAUGGCUGUCCAGCGCGCCGACCUAUUUCAUGGCGGACGGAGCCAUGUUUAUUGGCGGGAAGAACGGGAAUCUUAGUCUGCUACAGAGCUCAGCGUCCAGUGGGUACGACAGGAUUGGAGAAUGGCAGACGUCCGACUUCUUCUACUCUGCCGGUAGUAGCAACAUCACUGCCUCCAUCAAAACGUAUCCAUACGAAUUGGAGGACGAUUUUAUCAUGUUUUCACAGACAUAUCACAAUGGAGCCACGAGGACAAACCGAGCUGACGUCAGUUCCGUUAUUGGGAGAUUUCCCGCCUUUAGCGUCGGAAGUCAAGACCCUCUCGUCAGCCUGUUUUAUUUAGCCUACGGGGGAAUAAUGGUUGGGGACACUGGAAAAAGCAUAGGAGUUUGGAACAAAACAGACGUUGCCAUGAGCUAUGGGUUGUCGGGAGGGCCGCUGGCCAUCUUUGAUCAGGAGGGAAAUACCGUCAUCAUUUCUCCCUUCUCGCAGUUCAUGGCCGCCUCUGUCACCCAUCCAGACUUUGACAACAGUGUGGGGUGGGGUGUGAUGGGAGGUGUACAAAAGGUCCCACCCAACUACCAGUAUGACACAAUCCUCUAUUAUGCAAAAGGAAUAAACAAGGCUUUUGAAGGCUGGGGUCGAUUGAUGAGGAAAUGGUACGGAAGAACGGAUGACUUUGUUAAAACAGACCUAACCAUCAGUCAUCUGGGCUACUGGACAGAUAACGGAGCGUAUUAUUACUAUUUGACGGAGCAAAAUAAAACCUACGAGGACUCCAUGUUGGAUGUCAAGAACUACGCAGACAGUCAGAGCAUUCCAUACAGAUACUUUCAGUUUGAUUCCUGGUGGUACUACAAGGGGGCCGGUAACGGGGUCAAGGAAUGGGAGCCUCGUCCUGACAUUUUCCCUCACGGAUCUAAAGCACUAGUUCAGAAGCUUGGUUUUCCCAUCGCAUUGCAUAACCGAUUCUGGUCUAAGGACACGGUAUAUGCUGUACAGAACAAAGGAAGGUAUUUGUUUCAGAUUGAUACGAAUGGAACAGUCUCAGCCCCCAUCACUCAGGAUUUCUGGAAUUAUUUGUUAGGUCGCGCGAGAGACGAUUGGGGAUUGGUUCUUUACGAACAAGAUUGGCUGAAUGUUGAAUUUGCCGGGCUCCCGUCCUUCUUGAACAACGUAAAUCUGGGAAAUUUAUGGCUGGAAGAAAUGGCGGAUGCAGCAAAUCUGUGGAAGAUUCCGAUACAGUAUUGUAUGUCCAACACACGGCAUGCCCUGAAAGCUGUACAACUAGAUAUUGUCACUCAGGCCCGGGUGAGCGGGGAUUACCACCCCGGACAUGACCAGUGGAGGAUCGGGGUCUCCUCCAUGCUUGCUGCCGCCAUUGGACUCCGCCCGUUCAAGGACACCUUCUGGACUACCACCAACCAGCCCGGCAACAAGUACAGGUCUACUGAACCAUACCCAGGUUUGAAUGCGGUGGUGUCCACCCUCAGUACCGGACCAGUUGGGCCCGGGGAUAUGGUGGGCGGUACAAAUAGAUCCCUUCUAAUGAGGUGUUGCAACGAAGACGGAAUGAUUCUGAAGCCAUCAACACCAGCAACAUCUAUAGAUCGCCAACUGAUCAUGGCAGCGUCCGGAGCUAUGGAGGAUAUGGAGGUCUGGAGCACGUACUCAGCAAUGUCUGUGGGAGGUACCGUGAAGUACUUUGGGAUGGUUCUCGGGGUAGACACAGCUGGAUUUAAACUUCUAACCAAAGACUUAAAUUUCAUGGCGGAUGCACAGAGGGAUGAGUACAUCGUAUUCGAACACCGCUCACCACAGAGUCACGUGACCUUUACCACAUCCCUGACGAUGCCAAACUGCACUAAAACUAACUUCUGUCUCUAUCAUUUUAUCCCGGAGAUGAAGAUUGGUAAUACUCACACGGUGUUCUUGAUGGGAGAGACAGAUAAAUGGGUGCCGGUGUCUGAGCAGCGAAUCGUGGCCAUCACCCCCAUACAGGACACCGACAUUGUACUCACAGUGGCGGGGGUCCGGGGCGAGACGGUCCGAAUUUCCUACCUCCUAGACGGAACUCUUCAGACUGUUACCUGUACAUUCAAACUAACGUCAUCACUUAUGCUUUCUAUUUCUAAUAAAUCUUGUUGAUUCAACAUGAGAAUUUUGA